AUGGGAUGUCCAAGUGGCCAACUAUGUUGCCAACCUUUGGCAAACUUACCGCCAAAGUGCUUCCCCAAAUGUUCAUUUAGGAAAUGCCCUUAUCCAUCGGCAUGUACUUUGAACUACUUGGGUGAUCCUAUAUGUAUUGUGUCGACAGGUGAUGUAUCCACUACCGUCUCUACUAUUGUAUCCACUCAGUCCACUGUGGCAUCUACAACAGUAACAUCGGGACAAAGUGUUUCAUCCACCGUCGCAUCUACAUCCGUGUCCACUCAGUCCACUGUUGCUAGCACAACUGUGACUACCACUGCUACUGCUACUGCUUCUACAUUUGCCACAACUACUGUCUCCACUCAAUCGACUGUUGCCAGCACAACUGUGACAACGACAGGUGUCCCAAUUACAUCUGCUACUGCUUCUACAUUUGCCACCACUACUGUCUCCACUCAGUCCACUGUUGCGAGCACAACUGUGACGACCACUGCUACCGCAACAGCCUCUACGUUUGCCACAACUACUGUCUCCACUCAGUCCACUGUUGCCAGUACUACAGUGUCGACCACGAGUGCUCAGACUACCACGAGUGCCUCAACAACUUUCACAACAACUGGACCUGCUUCGACGAUCACCCAGACCACAACUGUGACGACGACUGCCACGGCCCCGGCAUCUUCAACAACUGUAACAACUACUGUGUCAACUCAGUCCACUGUUGCCAGCACAUCAGUGAGCACAACUGUCACCACUGGUAGUCCACCAACCUCCACUACAGUGUCUACCACUGCAUCGACAACGGUAACGACCACAGGUCCAGGCUCAACCAUCACGCAGACCACAUCGGCUACUACCACUGUGACUACAACGGCCAGCAUCAGUGCAACUCCAACAUCCUCAUCAGCAAGUUCUACGGUUACCACUACUGCCUCAACUACCGUCACUCCUACCAGCACCAUCACGGCCACAACUACAGUUACCACAACUGCAUUGACUGCUUCCUCUGUUGCCUCGACUGUUGCUCAAGUCCCGUCAACAGUAGCCUCACCAACCUCUGGCAUUCCAACCUCUACCGUUGCUUCGACCACAGCGACCACAAUGGUCCCUACCACUGCAUCGACCAUGACUCAGUCCACCACUGCUACCACAACAGUAACCACUUCGGUCCCUCCAGUAACCACAAGUGCCUCGACCACAGUCUCGACUAUAGUCACGACUACAGGAGUUGCUUCAACUAUCACGCAGACCACCUCAGCAACGACCACCAUCACAACUGGUGCUAACUCUGGUACUGCCUCAUCUACCGCCACAGCUACCACCACAGCUACGGCUACUGCAACUGUAACUGCACCAAUUACAUCGACCGUUGCUUCCACCACUGUCUCGACCCAGUCGACCACAAUGAGCACGGUUGCAAGCACCACCAACAAGCCAACAUCAACUGUGGCAACAACAACAGUGUCAACUCAGUCAACUGUGGCAAGCACCACAGUCUCUACAACCGUGAAACCAACGACCACCACUGUAUGGCGCCAGAUACAUAUAUCCUUCUCUCAUCUACAGCUGGAGUUAAACAGUGUGUCCCUGAUCAGUAAACUAGCAAGUUUAAUUCUUCAAGUUCCAGACCAACAACCUUAA
Acytostelium subglobosum LB1 is the source of this 1623-nucleotide messenger RNA. RefSeq lists its product as hypothetical. NCBI's taxonomy places the organism in Eukaryota, Evosea, Eumycetozoa, Acytosteliales, Acytosteliaceae. The transcript has a single exon. Bases 1 to 1623 code for a protein of 540 amino acids. The record is from RefSeq and is a predicted model, not a curated record.